ACUGGACCAAGAGUGUUCGGUGCAGCUCCCGGAGCGUCUGUCUCUGCGCAAGAUGCUCAGCAGAACCGGGGAAAACCUGUCGGCCGAUUAACUACGUUCCUCCCUGUGAUGUUAAGGAAGAGUCAGAAUGACUAUCCCCAAAGAUAUUCCUGAAAAGUGGUUCCCCAUCGUUCUUCCACUGCAACAGAAGAAACAACAAGGACUAGCUGCUAAAACCAAGAAGACGUGGACAGAGGAGGAGAGGAGGGUCCGGGCCAAUGACAGAGAAUACAACGAGAAGUUUCAGUAUGCGAGUAACUGUAUUGUGACGUCUAAGUACAACGUCAUCACCUUUCUGCCCGUCAACCUGUUUGAACAGUUCCAGGAAGUGGCCAACACCUACUUCCUCUUUCUGCUCAUACUGCAGUUGAUUCCUCAGAUCUCGUCUCUCUCCUGGUUCACCACCAUAGUGCCUUUAGUCCUGGUGCUCAGCAUCACUGCAGUAAAGGAUGCCACUGACGACUACUUCCGUCACAAGAGUGACAACCAGGUGAACAACCGGCAGUCUCAGGUCGUCAUCCACGGCUCUCUUCAGAAGGAGAAGUGGAUGAAUGUAAGAGUGGGUGAUAUCAUUAAACUGGAGAAUAACCAGUUUGUGGCAGCUGACCUUCUCUUACUGUCCAGUAGUGAACCUCAUAGCCUCUGUUACAUCGAGACCGCAGAGCUAGAUGGGGAGACCAAUAUGAAGGUGCGUCAGUCUCUGUCUGUGACUGCAGAGCUUGGAGACCCCAACAGCCUGGCCUCUUUUGAUGGUGAGGUGGUCUGUGAGCCUCCCAACAACAAGCUGGACAGGUUCUGUGGUCUUCUGUGCUGGAGAGAUUGUAAAUACCCCCUGAGCAACCACAACAUGUUACUACGAGGCUGUGUUCUCCGCAACACAGAGACCUGCUACGGACUGGUCAUCUUUGCAGGCCCAGACACCAAGCUGAUGCAGAAUAGUGGUCGCACCAAGUUCAAACGCACAAGCAUCGACCGCCUCAUGAACACACUGGUGCUCUGGAUCUUUGGCUUCAUGGUGUGUAUGGGUGUGAUCCUGGCUGUGGGGAACGCUGUGUGGGAGAGAGAGGUGGGUUCUCUGUUCCAGAGUUACCUGGCCUGGGACCUGCCUGUAGACAACUUCCUGUUCUCUGCUUUCCUCUCCUUCUGGUCCUACGUCAUCAUUCUCAACACCGUGGUGCCCAUCUCACUCUACGUCAGUGUGGAGGUGAUUAGGCUGGGUCAUAGUUACUUUAUAAACUGGGACAGGAAGAUGUUCUGUCCACAGUGUAACACAGCAGCUGAAGCCAGGACCACCACUCUCAACGAGGAACUGGGACAGGUGGAGUACAUCUUCAGUGACAAGACAGGAACGCUCACUCAGAACAUCAUGAGCUUCAGCAAGUGCUCUAUCAAUGGACAUGCCUAUGGUGAGGUGAUCGACCCGUUGGGAGCACAGCCAAAGAGGCUAGACUUCACCUCCUUCAACCCCCUGGCGGACCCUGACUUCUGUUACUAUGACAACGGUCUGCUGAAGUCGGUGAAGCUGGGAGACCUUCACAGCCACGAGUUCUUCCGGCUGCUUUCCCUCUGUCACACCGUCAUGAGUGAGGAGAAGAAGGAGGGAGAGUUGAUGUAUAAGGCCCAGUCUCCAGAUGAGGGUGCGUUGGUGACAGCAGCCAGGAACUUUGGUUUUGUGUUCCGGUCUAGAACCCCUGGUACUGUCACUGUGACAGAGCUGGGCCGACCCGUCACAUACACACUGCUGGCCAUCCUCGACUUCAACAACAUCCGCAAGAGGAUGUCCGUUAUAGUGCGUAACCCCGAGGGGAGGAUCCGUCUAUACUGUAAAGGAGCUGAUACUCUGUUGUUUGAGAGGCUCCACUCCUCCAACAAUCACCUGAUGAACAUCACAACAGAUCACCUUAAUGAGUAUGCUGGGGACGGUCUGCGGACCCUGGCCCUGGCCUACAGAGACCUGUCAGAGGAGCAGUGGGAGGAGUGGUCAGAGAGACACCGCCAAGCAGACAGAGCUACAGACUGUAGAGAGGACAGACUGGCUGACAUAUAUGAACACAUAGAACAGGAUAUGAUGCUCCUGGGAGCCACAGCCAUAGAGGAUAAGCUACAGGAGGGAGUUCCUGAGACCAUCGCUAUUCUCUCUCUUGCUAACAUCAAGAUCUGGGUCCUCACGGGAGACAAACAGGAGACAGCAGUUAAUAUAGGUUACUCCUGUAAGAUGCUGACGGGUGAUAUGACUGAGGUGUUCAUCAUCAGUGGAAACACAGUGCUGAGUGUUAGAGAGGAACUCAGGAGAGCGAGGGAGAGGAUGAUAGAGUUUGCCCGUACGAGAGAGGGAGAAAAGGAGGAGGGGAUGGAGGGAUGGGGUGAGGCCUGUUCUCUGGGGAAUGGGUUUGGGGGAGAUGGGGGAGGAGAGGGGGAGAGUGGCCCUCCGUGGGGGACAAACAGCAAGUGUCCCCCUCCCCCUGCCCCACCCCCUCGACCCCCCUCCUCAACCACGCUAGACUCCAUAUCUGGAGAGUUCGCCCUCGUCAUCAACGGACAUAGCCUGGCCCAUGCGUUGGAGGCUGAUAUGGAGGGGGAGUUUGUGUCUACAGCGUGUGUCUGUAGAGCAGUGAUCUGCUGCAGGGUGACUCCUCUACAGAAAGCCCUGGUGGUGGAGCUCAUCAAGAAACACAAGAAAGCUGUCACCCUGGCCAUAGGAGACGGGGCUAAUGAUGUUAGCAUGAUCAAGACGGCUCAUAUAGGAGUGGGCAUCAGUGGUCAGGAGGGCAUCCAGGCAGUGCUGGCGUCUGACUACUCCUUCUCCCAGUUCCGCUUCCUCCAGCGCCUGCUGCUGGUCCACGGACGCUGGUCCUACCUCCGCAUGUGUCGCUUCCUCUGCUACUUCUUCUACAAGAACUUUGCCUUCACCAUGGUGCACUUCUGGUUUGGCUUCUUCUGUGGCUUCUCUGCCCAGACAGUAUAUGAUCAGUACUUCAUCACUCUCUAUAACAUCGUCUACACCUCUCUCCCCGUGCUGGCCAUGGGAAUAUUUGACCAGGACGUCCCAGAGCAGCAUAGUCUGGAGUAUCCUAAGCUGUAUGAGCCAGGUCAGCUUAACCUGCUGUUCAACAAGAGAGAGUUCUUCAUCUGUAUAACCCAGGGUAUCUACACUAGUGUUGUGUUGUUCUUCGUACCCUAUGCCAUCCUGUCCCACGGAACCCAGGGCACCGGGGAACCCCUCGCUGACUACCAGACCUUUGCUGUUACCACGGCCACCGCCCUGGUGAUCGUGGUCAGUGUGCAGAUUGCUCUGGACACAGGCUACUGGACAGCCAUCAACCAUUUCUUUGUGUGGGGCUCUGUGAGCUCCUUCUUCACCAUCAUGUUGGCUAUGCACAGCCAGACUCUAUUCAGCAUCUUUCCCAACCAGUUCCACUUCGUAGGCAGUGCCCAGAGCACACUGGUCCAGCCGCUGGUGUGGCUGACCAUCGUCUUGGCCACAGUGAUUUGCAUCGUUCCAGUUCUGGCUUUCCGAUUCCUCAAACUGGACCUGAAACCACAGCUCUCUGAUACGGUGCGUUACACCCAGCUGGUGCGUCAGAAGACGAGGAAGCCAGCGGGUCGAUGCAUGGGAGGAGUCAGGGUCGGGGGCGUGCCUGAGGGUCGUCUGGGGGCAAGGGGCGGGUUCAGGAGGUCAGGAUAUGCCUUUGCCCACCAGGAGGGCUUUGGGGAGCUCAUCACCUCUGGGAAGAACAUGAGACUGUCCUCCCUGGCCUUGGCCAACUUUGCCUCCAGACACAGCUCCAGCUGGAUAGACACCCUGCGCAAAAAGAAACACUCAAAUACACAUCCCCCGCAGAGCGCCUCAGGAGAGAGCAGCCCGGCACCUAGCUAUGUGUCGGGAUCGGCUCCCCCCCUGUCUAAUUCAUCCUCUCUCCUGGGGGGGUCACAGGAUACUCCGCUGGAGGAGGGAACACACACGCUGCCUGUCAUACUCCCACAGGUGGCUUCUGGCCCUCCCACAAACACACCAGCGUUAGCUCCAGCCCAGGUCCCCUCUGCUGACGCUCUCACUCCCACCUCUGUGAGGAGUCCUGGGGGAGACUCGGUUGGUGGCUGGAACCUUAGUCUGGGCGCUGUACAGGAUGCUCUAUUUGGUUGGAGGGGCGUCGCCUAUCGCACCAGCGGAGCCAGCAGCCCGGGACCUCCCCCUGUUCCCAAGGAAACCAACCACACCGUAUGAGACGGACAGACAGAUGGACAGAUGAUAGAAAGAAGAAGGAGAGGCUGUCAUUUCCCACUGGAUUCUCUUGGAAUACGUGAAGAAAUACUGCAUUUGGAAGUUUGGAAUACUGAAGGUGGAAUGUUUGGAAUGGCACUCACCCUGGGUUAGGAAGAGAUCCACAGUGGCAGCCAUUGUAGGCGGAAGGCAUGCACACCCAUCAACACCCACUGGCAUUUGUAUGACACUGUCGUUGCAAUAGUGUUGGUACAUAUAUGUUUCCGUCUGAAAGACUACUGUGAUUAUUAUUAUUUGACCAUGCUGGUCAUUUAUGAACAUUUGAACAUCUUGGCCAUGUUCUGUUAUAAUCUCCACCCGGCACAGCCAGAAGAGGACUGGCCAUCCCUCAUAGCCUGAUUCCUCUCUAGGUUUCUUCCUAGUUUUUGGCCUUUCUAGGGAGUUUUUCCUAGCCACCGUGCUUCUACACCUGCAUUGCUUGCUGUUUGGGGUUUUAGGCUGGGUUUCUGUACAGCACUUUGAGAUAUCAGCUGAUGUAAGAAGGGCUAUAUAAAUACAUUUUAUUUGAAAUACAUUUUAUUUGAAAGAUAGUGUGUGGUAGUUGUAAUAGACAUGCUCAGACUACCUACAACCCACUUCUCUGUCUUCUUCAACCAAUGAGGCAGGCUGAAAGAAGCACUUCUUCAUGCAAAUGAUGUAACCAUCUGCUGAAGAGCUUGGUACCACAGGGUUCCGGACAGAAACCCCGCUCCAACAGCACCGCUGUGGUUCAGACAUGACUAUACUAUUUAUACAAUGGAUCAUAUGUCAUAACAUCAUAUCAGAUUGGUUCAAAACAAAGUAUUGAAUUGAGUCUUUAUGACAGAAGAGAGGUUCAUUUGAUGGUCAGAAAGGUGGUGAAUUGAGUCUUUAUGACAGAAGAGAGGUUCAUUUGAUGGUCAGAAAGGUGGUGAAUUGAGUCUUUAUGACAGAAGAGAGGUUCAUUUGAUGGUCAGAAAGGUGGUGAAUUGAGUCUUUAUGACAGAAGAGAGGUUCAUUUGAUGGUCAGAAAGGUGGUGAAUUGAGUCUUUAUGACAGAAGAGAGAUUCAUUUGAUCAUCAGAAAGGUGGUGAAUUGAGUCUUUAUGACAGAAGAGAGGUUCAUUUGAUCAUCAGAAAGGUGGUGAAUUGAGUCUUUAUGACAGAAGAGAGGUUCAUUUGAUCAUCAGAAAGGUGGUGAAUUGAGUCUUUAUGACAGAAGAGAGAUUCAUUUGAUCAUCAGAAAGGUGGUGAAUUGAGUCUUUAUGACAGAAGAGAGGUUCAUUUGAUGGUCAGAAAGGUGGUGAAUUGAGUCUUUAUGACAGAAGAGAGGUUCAUUUGAUCAUCAGAAAGGUGGUGAAUUGAGUCUUUAUGACAGAAGAGAGGUUCAUUUGAUGGUCAAAAAGGUGGUGAAUUGAGAUGAAAUAGCAGAAUGAGUGUUUUUUAUGAUGAGCUGCUGUUAGACAUAGUACUCCAAUACACCUGUCUGUAUCCAGCUGUUAACCAAUCAUAAACAUGUCUUUAAUAGGCCAAGUAAUGCUAUCUACCUUCUGUAAUAAUGUAUGACAGCGUGUAAACCAAUGCAGUAGUGUAGAGCUGUCCCUCUAACCUGUACAGUCUGUAUGAGGAAUGUCUCUAGAACCUUAUCAGUGGUCCUGGUCUUUGUAUUCAUGAUUACAUAUUGCUGUGUCACCAUGCCCAAAGGCUUAGUCAAACCAGACAGGCUGCACCAUCCUACACUCUUAUGGGUACAUACUACUGUACAUUCUCUAUCUGUCUGCCUGACUGACAUCUUCACAUACAUAGUCUGUCUGUUGUUUUAGCCAAUAACUUGGCAGGACACUGAGGGGUUCAGUCAGCCAACCAAUGACUAAUGAAUGCAGGAUGCUGUCCUUGCUGGAAUGUUGUAGUAUAUGUCAUCAUAAGUUCGUGGGCAGAGUUUCUAUGUUCACUAUAGUUCUCAGUGAGAACGCCAUUUUAACCUUACAGGACACAGCAAGACUCCUCUUCGUCAUGUUCUUCUUCAUCCUCCUCCACUGCACCAUAUUGGUGACCUGCUGCUGGGCCCACAGACAGAACUACAGUUAUAUCUCUGACUCUGAGCCCCACCCGUACUGGGCUUAAGAGAGAGGAGAUGGACUUCUAACAACAACCUGGACCUCCAUGUUGCUUUGGGCGGACUGACUCUGAGGCGUUGUGAGAGACAAUGGACAAUAAGCCCUCUAUGGCGUCCAUGUUGCUUUGGGGCGAACUGAGUGUGUGGGAAAAGUAUGCUAAUGUGGGCUUAUGCAGUCAGACAGGAACCUGUCGUUACCUAGAGACUGAGCUGGUCUAGGAACAGGAGAACGUGUUAAUGAACGGAGGCUUGGGAGGGAGGGAUCAGGGUUAUUAUUAUUAAGCCUUAAUAAAUCCACAGUAAUGAUGAUCAACCCAGUUCAUCCCUCUACUAGGCAUGUCAUCAUGUAACGUAUUCCUUCUAUACAGCAGGGGAAACAAACCCAGUCCUCCAGGGCCACUGGAAUGAUGCUUUCACUGUUGUACUCUACAGCAUACAGCUUCUGGUUAGAAAGAUAUAGGGUGAAACUAGGUGAAACAGCUGUUGUACUCUACAGCAUACAGCUUCUGGUUAGAAAGAUAUAGGGUGAAACUAGGUGAGACAGCUGUUGUACUCUACAGCAUACAGCUUCUGGUUAGAAAGAUAUAGGGUGAAACUAGGUGAGACAGCUGUUGUACUCUACAGCAUACAGCUUCUGGUUAGAAAGAUAUAGGGUGAAACUUGGUGAGACAGCUGUUGUACUCUACAGCAUACAGCUUCUGGUUAGAAAGAUGUAGGGUGAAACUAGGUGAGACAGCUGUUGUACUCUACAGCUUACAGCUUCUGGUUAGAAAGAUAUAGGGUGAAACUAGGUGAGACAGCUGUUGUACUCUACAGCAUACAGCUUCUGGUUAGAAAGAUGUAGGGUGAAACUAGGUGAGACAGCUGUUGUACUCUACAGCAUACAGCUUCUGGUUAGAAAGAUAUAGGGUGAAACUAGGUGAGACAGCUGUUGUACUCUACAGCAUACAGCUUCUGGUUAGAAAGAUAUAGGGUGAAACUAGGUGAGACAGCUGUUGUACUCUACAGCAUACAGCUUCUGGUUAGAAAGAUAUAGGGUGAAACUAGGUGAGACAGCUGUUGUACUCUACAGCAUACAGCUUCUGGUUAGAAAGAUAUAGGGUGAAACUUGGUGAGACAGCUGUUGUACUCUACAGCAUACAGCUUCUGGUUAGACAGAUUAUAGGGUGAAACCAGCACAACCAGUCUCUGCUCUCCCUGCUGUAGAGGGCUCAAACCACCUGUAAGUCAGUGCAACUCAAUAUCACACUCAAUUUGUGCAAAUAUGUACAAAAAGUCUUUCAGCAGAUUUUGUGUAUUUUUAUGUGGCUUAAUUUGUGUGAAAAUACAAAAAAAAUGCUCUUA
Molecule: messenger RNA, 7738 nt
Organism: Oncorhynchus masou masou (cherry salmon)
Lineage: Eukaryota; Metazoa; Chordata; Actinopteri; Salmoniformes; Salmonidae
Product: phospholipid-transporting ATPase ID-like
Biological process (GO): phospholipid translocation; Golgi organization
Cellular component (GO): trans-Golgi network; plasma membrane
Molecular function (GO): ATP hydrolysis activity; ATP binding; ATPase-coupled intramembrane lipid carrier activity
Source: RefSeq, a predicted model, not a curated record